AACCGGAGCCCCAGCCCGAACAGCCGGCGGCCAGCAGCGUCCUCGCAAGCCGAGCGCCCAGGCGAGCCAGGAGCCCGCAGCGGCGGCAGGAGCGCGCCGGGCCGCCCGGGAAGCCUCGGUUCCCGCGGCGGCGGCGGCGGCGGCAACAUGGCCUCGGCUGGUAACGCUGCCGAGCCCCAGGACCGCGGCGGCGGCGGCGGCAGCUGCAGCGGGGACCCGGGCCGGCCGGCCGGUGGCGGGAGGCGCAGAAGGACCGGGGGGCUGCGUCGCAACGCCGCGCCGGACUGGGACUAUCUGCACCGGCCCAGCUACUGCGACGCCGCCUUCGCUCUGGAGCAGAUUUCCAAGGGGAAAGCUACUGGCCGGAAAGCGCCGCUGUGGCUGAGAGCGAAGUUUCAGAGACUCCUAUUUAAACUGGGUUGUUACAUUCAAAAAAACUGCGGCAAGUUCUUGGUUGUAGGCCUCCUCAUAUUUGGGGCCUUCGCUGUGGGAUUAAAGGCAGCUAAUCUCGAGACCAACGUGGAGGAGCUGUGGGUGGAAGUUGGUGGGCGAGUAAGUCGUGAAUUAAAUUACACUCGCCAGAAGAUUGGAGAAGAGGCUAUGUUUAAUCCUCAACUCAUGAUUCAGACCCCCAAGGAAGACGGUGCUAAUGUCCUGACCACGGAGGCACUCCGACAGCACCUGGACUCGGCGCUCCAGGCCAGCCGGGUCCAUGUAUAUAUGUAUAACAGGCAAUGGAAAUUGGAACAUUUGUGUUAUAAAUCUGGAGAACUUAUCACAGAAACAGGUUACAUGGAUCAGAUAAUAGAAUAUCUUUACCCUUGUUUAAUUAUUACACCUUUGGACUGCUUCUGGGAAGGGGCGAAGUUACAGUCUGGGACAGCAUACCUACUAGGUAAGCCUCCUUUGCAGUGGACAAACUUUGACCCUUUGGAAUUCCUAGAAGAGUUAAAGAAAAUAAACUAUCAAGUGGACAGCUGGGAGGAAAUGCUGAAUAAGGCUGAAGUUGGUCAUGGUUACAUGGACCGGCCCUGCCUCAAUCCAGCUGAUCCAGACUGCCCUGCCACAGCCCCCAACAAAAAUGCAACCAAACCUCUUGAUAUGGCCCUUGUUUUGAAUGGUGGGUGUCAUGGAUUAUCCAGAAAGUAUAUGCACUGGCAGGAGGAACUGAUUGUGGGUGGCACAGUCAAGAACAGCACUGGAAAGCUUGUCAGUGCCCACGCCUUGCAGACCAUGUUUCAGUUAAUGACUCCCAAGCAAAUGUACGAACACUUCAAGGGUUAUGAGUAUGUCUCGCACAUCAACUGGAACGAGGACAAGGCAGCAGCCAUCCUGGAGGCUUGGCAGAGGACGUAUGUGGAGGUAGUUCAUCAAAGCGUCACUCAGAACUCCACUCAGAAGGUGCUUUCCUUUACCACGACGACCCUGGACGACAUCCUCAAGUCCUUCUCUGAUGUCAGCGUCAUCCGAGUGGCCAGUGGCUAUUUACUGAUGCUUGCCUAUGCCUGUUUAACCAUGCUGCGCUGGGACUGCUCCAAGUCCCAGGGUGCCGUGGGGCUGGCUGGUGUCCUGUUGGUUGCACUGUCAGUGGCUGCAGGAUUGGGCCUGUGCUCAUUGAUCGGGAUUUCCUUUAAUGCUGCAACAACUCAGGUUUUGCCAUUUCUUGCUCUUGGCGUUGGUGUGGAUGAUGUUUUCCUUCUGGCGCAUGCAUUUAGUGAAACAGGACAGAAUAAAAGAAUCCCUUUUGAGGACAGGACCGGGGAGUGUCUCAAGCGCACGGGAGCCAGCGUGGCCCUCACAUCCAUCAGCAACGUCACGGCCUUCUUUAUGGCUGCGUUGAUCCCGAUUCCCGCACUGCGGGCGUUCUCCCUUCAGGCGGCUGUAGUAGUGGUAUUCAAUUUUGCUAUGGUUCUGCUGAUUUUUCCUGCAAUUCUCAGCAUGGAUUUGUAUCGACGUGAGGACAGGAGAUUGGAUAUUUUCUGCUGUUUUACAAGCCCCUGUGUCAGCAGAGUGAUUCAGGUUGAACCCCAGGCCUACACAGAGACUCACAAUAGCACCCGCUACAGCCCCCCGCCCCCCUACAGCAGCCACAGCUUCGCCCACGAAACCCAGAUCACCAUGCAAUCCACGGUGCAGCUCCGCACAGAGUACGACCCACACACGCACGUGUACUACACCACUGCCGAGCCGCGCUCCGAGAUCUCCGUGCAGCCCGUCACCGUGGCCCAGGACACGCUCAGCUGCCAGAGCCCCGAGAGCACCAGCUCCACGAGGGACCUGCUCUCCCAGUUCUCUGACUCUAGCCUCCACUGCCUUGAGCCCCCCUGCAGCAGGUGGACACUCUCAUCUUUUGCCGAGAAGCACUAUGCCCCUUUCCUCUUGAAACCAAAAGCCAAGGUCGUGGUGAUCUUCCUUUUCCUGGGCCUGCUGGGGGUCAGCCUUUAUGGGACCACCCGAGUGCGUGAUGGGCUGGACCUUACAGACAUUGUGCCUCGGGAAACUAGAGAAUAUGACUUUAUCGCUGCACAGUUCAAAUACUUCUCUUUCUACAACAUGUAUAUAGUCACUCAGAAGGCCGACUACCCGAAUAUCCAGCACUUACUUUACGACCUUCAUAAGAGUUUCAGUAACGUGAAGUAUGUCAUGUUGGAAGAAAAUAAACAGCUUCCCAAAAUGUGGCUGCAUUACUUCAGAGACUGGCUCCAAGGACUUCAGGAUGCAUUUGACAGUGACUGGGAAACUGGGAGAAUCAUGCCAAACAAUUACAAAAAUGGAUCAGAUGAUGGGGUCCUUGCCUACAAACUCCUGGUGCAAACCGGCAGCCGUGAUAGCCCAUCGACCAUCAGCCAGCUCACUAAACGGCGCCUGGUGGAUGCAGACGGCAUCAUUAAUCCCAACGCUUUCUACAUCUACCUGACCGCUUGGGUCAGCAACGACCCCGUGGCUUACGCCGCCUCCCAAGCCAACAUCCGGCCUCACCGUCCCGAGUGGGUCCACGACAAAGCCGACUACAUGCCAGAAACCAGGCUGAGAAUCCCAGCAGCAGAGCCCAUCGAAUACGCUCAGUUCCCUUUCUACCUCAACGGCUUGCGUGACACCUCAGACUUCGUUGAAGCAAUUGAAAAAGUCAGAACGAUCUGCAGCAACUACACAAGCCUGGGGCUCUCCAGCUACCCCAACGGCUACCCCUUCCUCUUCUGGGAGCAGUACAUCGGCCUCCGCCACUGGCUCCUCCUGUCCAUCAGCGUGGUGCUGGCCUGCACGUUCCUCGUGUGUGCUGUCUUCCUCCUAAACCCCUGGACGGCCGGGAUCAUUGUGACAGUCUUGGCUUUGAUGACGGUCGAGCUGUUUGGCAUGAUGGGCCUCAUUGGAAUCAAGCUGAGUGCCGUGCCUGUGGUCAUCUUGAUCGCUUCCGUCGGCAUCGGAGUAGAGUUCACCGUUCACGUUGCUCUGGCCUUUCUAACAGCCAUUGGCGAUAAGAACCGCAGGGCCAUGCUCGCCCUGGAGCACAUGUUUGCACCUGUUCUGGAUGGUGCUGUUUCCACUCUGUUAGGAGUGCUGAUGCUUGCAGGAUCCGAGUUUGAUUUCAUUGUCAGGUAUUUCUUUGCUGUCCUGGCAAUCCUAACAAUCCUGGGUGUUCUCAAUGGACUGGUUUUACUGCCAGUCCUUUUGUCCUUCUUUGGACCGUAUCCUGAGGUGUCUCCAGCCAACGGGCUGAACCGGCUGCCCACCCCUUCCCCUGAGCCACCCCCCAGUGUGGUCCGGUUUGCUCUGCCCCCUGGUCACACAAACAACGGGUCUGAUUCCUCUGACUCGGAGUACAGUUCUCAGACGACGGUGUCGGGCAUCAGUGAGGAGCUUCGGCACUACGAGGCCCAGCAGGGCGCCGGGGGCCCUUCCCACCAAGUGAUCGUGGAAGCCACCGAGAACCCUGUCUUCGCCCGCUCCACCGUGGUCCAUCCUGAACCGAGGCAGCACCCACCCUCCAACCCUCGACAGCAGCCCCAUCUGGACUCAGGGUCCCUGCCACCCGGACGGCCAGGCCAGCAGCCCAGAAGAGAGGCCCCCAGAGAAUGCUUGAGGCCGCCCCCUUACAGACCGCGCAGAGACGCUUUCGAAAUUUCUACUGACGGGCAUUCUGGCCCUAGCAAUAGGGACCGCACGGGCCCCCGGGGAGCCCGUUCUCACAACCCUCGGCACCCAGCGUUCACUGCCACGGGCAGCUCCGUGCCCAGCUACUGCCAGCCCAUCACCACCGUGACGGCCUCGGCGUCCGUGACUGUUGCAGUGCACCCCCCGCCCGGGCCCGGUCGGAACCCCCGAGGGGGGCUUCGCCCGGGCUACGAGGACUACCCCGAGACUGACCACGGGCUGUUUGAGGACCCCCACGUGCCUUUUAACGUCCGUUGCGAGAGGAGGGAUCCCAAGGUGGAGGUCAUUGAGCUACAGGACGUGGAAUGUGAGGAGAGGCGCCGGGGCAGCAGCUCCAACUGAGGGUGAGUAAAAUCUGAAGCAAAGAGGCCAAAGAUUGGAAGCCCCUCCCUACCCCUACCCUGCCCCACCAGAACUGCUUGAAGAGAGCUGCGGAGUUAGAAAGGCGUGCUGUGCCAGAUAGCAGUUCGUUGUUACUGUAACUGAUUGUAUUAUUUUGUGAAAUAUUCCUAUAAAUAUUUAAGAGGUGUACACAUAUGUAAUAUACGAAGGAACGGAUGUAAAGUGGUGUGAUCUGGGUUUUCUGCACUCCCGCCUCCAGGGCAGGCGGUGGGGAGACCGCAGCAGAGCCCCUCCCUAUUUGUACGUUGGUCUCUGUGCCACAACCAAGCUUAACUUAGUCUUACAUUUCAGCAUAUGUUGCUGCUGCUUAAAUAUUGUAUAAUUUACCUGUAUAAUUCUAUGCAAAUAUUGCUUAUGUAAUAGGAUUAUUGUGUAAAGGUUUCUGUUUAAAAUAUUUUAAAUUUGCGUAUCACAACCCUGUGGUAGUAUGAAAUGUUACUGUUAACUUUCAAACACGCUAUGCGUGAUAAUUUUGUUGUUUAAUGAGCAAAUAUGAAGAAAGCACGUUAACCCCGGUGGCUUCUCUAGGUGUAGUUGGAUGAGAUUCUCUUGUUUGGCUGUGUGUGUGAACAUGUGUGUGAUUUCCCAAUGUACUGUACUGUGAUUUUUUUUUUCUUUUUUUUCUUUUUACUGUCUGUGAACCCGUGGUGGGCUCUACCUUAGGCCACAAGAGUCAGGAUAUCUCUAGUGCUAGCGCUGGUGGAGGGCUAGCCCUAAACAUCUCCUUAUCCUUUUGCCAGACUCACUUCAAGUUCAGGGCAUCUCUUAAGAUUAUUGGCUGCCAUCCAGACACCCCAACUCGUGCCUCAGAGGAGAUAAGUUCCUUCGCAUGGACCAUUGUGGUGGAUGUUGGAACCUCAGGGUACAGAGCUCACAUCUCUUCAUCUUCAUUGGUAAUUAAAGACCUAGAGAACAUGCGUAGUGGGAGCCUCAGCUGGGCCGUGAGCGUAUCCUCUAAAGUAUGCAGCCUUCAUUGUACCUCUCUUGUAACCAACGCACCACACACACACACACACACACACACACACACACACACUUACA
This is a messenger RNA of Lipotes vexillifer (Yangtze River dolphin), 5595 nucleotides long. It is a transcript of the gene PTCH1, whose product is annotated as patched 1. Gene Ontology annotation, molecular function: hedgehog receptor activity; smoothened binding; hedgehog family protein binding. Gene Ontology annotation, cellular component: plasma membrane. The record is from RefSeq and is a predicted model, not a curated record. NCBI's taxonomy places the organism in Eukaryota, Metazoa, Chordata, Mammalia, Artiodactyla, Lipotidae. Gene Ontology annotation, biological process: negative regulation of smoothened signaling pathway. The transcript has 24 exons. Bases 148 to 4494 code for a protein of 1448 amino acids.